GCGGAGCAUGGUAACUUCUCCAGCAAUCAGAGCGCUCCCCCUCACAUCAGUGGCAUGCUUCAUGGAGAUAUGCUCCUCUCACUGCCCUCUACACCAGCAACAUGGAUUGUCACCUCUCCAUCCUCCUCUGUCUCAGCUGUUCCUUUCUCAACUGCUUCGGGGAACUGAUUCUCCAGCCUUCCAAUGAAGUCAAUCUACUAGAUUCAAAGACAAUUCAAGGGGAACUAGGCUGGAUCUCUUAUCCAUCACAUGGGUGGGAAGAAAUAAGUGGUGUUGAUGAACAUUACACACCCAUCAGGACUUACCAGGUGUGUAAUGUUAUGGAUCAUAGCCAAAAUAAUUGGCUGAGAACGAACUGGGUGCCCAGAAACUCAGCUCAGAAGAUAUAUGUGGAGCUCAAGUUCACUCUACGGGACUGUAAUAGUAUACCAUUGGUUUUGGGAACUUGUAAGGAAACUUUCAACCUGUACUACAUGGAGUCUGAUGAUGACCAUGGGGUUAAAUUCCGAGAGCAUCAGUUUGUCAAGAUUGAUACCAUUGCAGCUGAUGAAAGUUUUACUCAAAUGGACCUUGGAGAUCGCAUUUUAAAACUCAAUACUGAGAUUAGAGAAGUAGGUCCUGUCAACAAAAAGGGAUUUUAUUUGGCUUUUCAAGACGUUGGUGCUUGUGUUGCCUUGGUGUCUGUGAGAGUGUACUUCAAGAAGUGUCCAUUCACGGUGAAGAAUUUGGCUAUGUUUCCAGACACAGUACCCAUGGAUUCUCAAUCUCUGGUGGAGGUGAGAGGUUCUUGUGUGAACAAUUCCAAGGAAGAAGAUCCUCCUAGGAUGUACUGCAGUACAGAAGGUGAAUGGCUUGUACCUAUUGGCAAGUGCUCAUGUAAUGCUGGUUAUGAAGAAAGAGGAUUUAUGUGUCAAGCUUGUCGACCAGGCUUCUACAAGUCUUCAGAUGGUAAUAUGAAAUGUGCCAAAUGUCCACCUCACAGUUCUACUUAUGAAGAUGGUUCAGUCAACUGCAGGUGUGAGAAUAAUUACUUCCGAGCAGACAAAGACCCUCCAUCCAUGGCUUGUACCCGACCUCCAUCUGCACCAAGAAAUGUUAUCUCUAAUAUAAAUGAAACCUCGGUUAUUCUGGACUGGAGUUGGCCCCUGGACACAGGAGGCCGGAAAGAUGUUACCUUCAACAUCAUAUGUAAAAAAUGUGGGUGGAAUGUAAAACACUGUGAACCAUGCAGCCCGAACGUCCGCUUCCUCCCUCGACAGUUUGGACUCACCAACACCACAGUGACAGUGACAGACCUCCUGGCACACACUAACUACACCUUUGAGAUUGAUGCCAUUAAUGGGGUGUCUGAGCUGAGCUCCCCACCAAGACAGUUUGCGGCUGUCAGCAUCACCACUAACCAGGCUGCUCCAUCACCAGUCAUGACAAUUAAGAAGGAUCGAACAUCCAGAAACAGUAUCUCUUUAUCCUGGCAAGAACCUGAACACCCAAAUGGGAUUAUAUUGGACUACGAGGUCAAAUACUAUGAAAAGCAGGAGCAAGAGACGAGUUAUACCAUCCUGAGGGCAAGAAGUACUAAUGUCACCAUCAGUAGCCUCAAACCCGAUACCACAUAUGUAUUCCAAAUUCGAGCUCGAACAGCAGCUGGAUAUGGGACCAACAGUCGAAAGUUUGAGUUUGAAACUAGCCCAGACUCUUUCUCCAUCUCUAGUGAAAACAGCCAAGUGGUAAUGAUAGCCAUUUCAGCGGCAGUAGCAAUAAUUCUGCUCACAGUUGUAACUUACGUUUUGAUUGGGAGGUUCUGUGGCUACAACAAGUCAAAACAUGGUACAGAUGAUAAAAGACUUCAUUUUGGGAAUGGGCAUUUAAAACUUCCAGGUCUCAGGACUUAUGUUGAUCCACAUACCUAUGAAGAUCCUACCCAAGCGGUUCACGAGUUUGCUAAGGAGUUGGAUGCCACCAGCAUAUCUAUUGAUAAAGUUGUUGGAGCAGGUGAAUUUGGAGAGGUAUGUAGUGGUCGCUUAAAACUUCCUUCAAAAAAAGAGAUUUCAGUGGCCAUCAAGACCCUAAAAGUGGGCUACACAGACAAACAGAGGAGAGACUUCCUUGGAGAAGCCAGCAUUAUGGGACAAUUUGACCAUCCUAAUAUCAUUCGACUAGAAGGAGUUGUGACUAAAAGUAAACCAGUGAUGAUUGUCACAGAGUACAUGGAAAAUGGUUCCUUGGACAGUUUCUUACGUAAACAUGACGCGCAGUUUACAGUCAUCCAGCUCGUAGGAAUGCUUCGAGGGAUAGCAUCUGGCAUGAAGUAUCUCUCUGAUAUGGGCUACGUUCACCGGGACCUCGCAGCAAGGAACAUCUUAAUCAACAGUAAUUUGGUGUGUAAGGUUUCUGAUUUUGGACUUUCACGUGUUUUAGAAGAUGAUCCAGAAGCUGCUUACACAACAAGAGGAGGGAAGAUUCCAAUUCGAUGGACAUCACCAGAAGCUAUAGCCUACCGCAAGUUUACGUCUGCCAGCGAUGUAUGGAGUUAUGGGAUUGUUCUAUGGGAGGUGAUGUCCUAUGGAGAGAGACCAUACUGGGAAAUGUCCAAUCAGGAUGUCAUUAAGGCUGUGGAUGAGGGCUAUCGGCUGCCACCCCCCAUGGACUGCCCAGCUGCAUUGUAUCAGCUGAUGUUGGACUGUUGGCAGAAAGACAGAAACAACAGACCCAAGUUUGAGCAGAUUGUCAGCAUUCUGGACAAGCUUAUUCGGAACCCAGGCAGUUUGAAGAUCAUCACUAGUGCAGCAGCAAGACCAUCAAAUCUUCUUCUGGACCAAAGCAAUAUUGACAUCACUUCCUUCCACACAACAGGUGACUGGCUUAACGGUGUCCGAACAGCACAGUGCAAGGACAUCUUCACAGGUGUGGAAUACAGCUCUUGUGACACCAUCGCCAAGAUUUCCACGGAUGACAUGAAAAAAGUUGGUGUCACUGUGGUAGGACCACAGAAGAAGAUCAUCAGUAGUAUAAAAGCUCUAGAAACACAAUCAAAGAAUGGUCCUGUUCCAGUGUAAAGUGUUAUUUCUGAAAGAAAGUGGUGACUUUGGAAGCUGUGGCAUCACUCUUCAUAUAAAAGAUUGUGCUGAAGAUUCUGAUGAAAGUUCCAAGCCCAAUAAGACACUCAACUCUGAGUACAAAUGCCUUAAAAUGAAAUUUAAAAACUCUUUAUUUUCCCCUGUUAUUUAGCAGAUGGGUGGGUGGGUGUACUUUGUUUUGUGAUUGCUUUUUAAAAUUAGUUUAUGUAUUAAAUUGAAAUUCUUCAACGUGAACUGAUGAAGAACUAGCUUAGAGCCAUUGAUCAUAAACUAUUAAAACAAGUGACAUGACAAACAUGGUCACUCUGUUUACUAGUACUCACGGAAGAUACUUGCAAUAUUUUUAUACACAGAAGAACUCUGUAACAGGUAUUUUGUUUCCUUAAAAGCAAGCAAAAUAGAGGAAUUUAUACCUCAAACUAUUUGGCCAUAUUUACUACCUUUUCAUUGUAUUAUUCUCAUUAUAUGUUAAAAACAUAUAGAAAUAAAGUUUUUAGUUGUUUUAAGUACUACACAUUUUAAUGGUUAGCUUUCUUAAGUAUUAUCAUGUAAAAUAUGUCUUAAUUUGGAAGAAAAGUAUUUAUUUUCUUUUGAAUUUUUUUAUUGAUUUAUAUUUAUACCUUGGUGAUUAAUUUGGAUUUGUUACAGCCAAGUGCCAAAUGCUCUCUCAAAUUUAUAGCAGUAGGAAACACGGUAAACUAGACAUAGAGAAUGAUGGGUUUCUUUUCAUAUUUUCUGAACCAUUCACUUAUAUACAUCUCUAUCUGUCUAAAUAUAUAUAAAGAAACCAAACCUUGUCCUUCAUAUACUAACCAAAUCUCUUCAACUAUUCAUCCAUUUGUCUUUCCAUUUAUUGCAAACUUGUAUGCUCCUAAUUUAGUGUAAUAUACUGAUAUGUAUGUAAUGGAUUCUCAAAUGACAUAGCUGCCCAGCUCUGGUGCUUAGGAGAAUAUCAACUUCCUCCACCAAUGAAUUAGCUAUGAUUAAAUACCUGAGUGGAAAAUAGCUACACUGGAAAGAAAUGAAAAUUGGAAUCCUUUUUAGAUUGUUACAUUAAAUGGCACCACAACCUAUGGGCUAAUGCAUGAGUCAAAAAUCACUUGCUGGCUGAUUUAAAAAAUGUCACAUAAUGUCUGUGUUUCAAUUAUUCAGCUUUUUAUAGAGAAUAGUAAUAACCAAAACUACUCUACUUCAUCAUUGGGGUUUAGUUAAACUAAUGAUUAUGUUAUCAAACCAGGUUAACUCUGAGUCUUCCACUAAAAUACACCUAUUGAGUUUAGGUGUAAACUUAGAAGCAUUGAAUGUCUAUAUAUAUUUAUUGAACACAUAAUUUUUAAAAUAGCUAGUCAUUUAGAAAAUUUCUCAACAUUUGUAGGCAGUGGAAUGAUUUCUUAAUAGGAGCAUAAAUAUAAUAUUCCAUAACAUCGAAAUAUGAACACAUUCAGUAAUUUUGAAAAAAUAUAACAGAAGGAAAUCUAGCCACUAAUAUAUUGUGAAGCAACAUUUUAGUUUCUAUAUAUGUAUUAUUUCUAAUGCUGUUAUCAUCCUAUAUUAUCAUGUUUAGAAAUUAAGAAAUGCAUAGCCCACAAAAAAGAAUGAAUGAAUAAAUCAAUGCUGCAAAUUUC
Molecule: messenger RNA, 4702 nt
Organism: Sorex fumeus (smoky shrew)
Lineage: Eukaryota; Metazoa; Chordata; Mammalia; Eulipotyphla; Soricidae
Gene: EPHA3
Product: EPH receptor A3
Exons: 17
Coding region: 102-3056 (984 amino acids)
Biological process (GO): axon guidance; cell surface receptor protein tyrosine kinase signaling pathway; protein phosphorylation
Cellular component (GO): plasma membrane; neuron projection
Molecular function (GO): transmembrane-ephrin receptor activity; ATP binding; protein binding
Source: RefSeq, a predicted model, not a curated record